UUUGUACCGGGUAAUCUGGUUAAUAACUGACUGCUUUCCAUUCAACACUGUAUAAAUUCGAAGUAAAGAUGAUCUGGAGGCUUUUGAUACCUUUGAUACUGACUCCACCACUGGGUUCCGGCUACAACUACUGCAACAACAAGACGCACAAGUGUGUGCUGGAGAACAAAGAACACUUCAUGUGCCAUCUUGAGGACUUCACCGCCUACGGGAACUCGACCAAGUUCCAUGCUUCCGUUCCGACCAACAUGAGGAUGCAGAAGAUAGCACUGGACGUCCUCAACAAUCUGCGGAACGACUUUGCGGGCGGUGAACUGAGGACGAAGGGCAACAAGGUGUUCGCGAGGGCCAGGCGGAUGCGCGUGCUAGUGUGGGACAAGGAGCUGGCCUACUUGGGCCACAACCAUGCGACCACGUUGUCCCUGAAGAGCUCGCAGUGCCGGUCCACCCUGCGGUUCCCCUACGUCGGCGAAGUCAUUGCCCUGGUGACCCGCAGGGAGAAGCUCAAUCUGAAGGAGAUAUUUUCGAUGGUGUUCACCCCCAUGUUCCGCGAGUACCAGCAUGUCUCGGAUCCAGACGCUCUCCUCCAGGCCUUCGACCCUGUCAGGGACUUCCAUGUGGCUUACUUCACCAACCUCAUCAGCGACCGCGUGUCACGGGUGGGAUGUGGUCUUGCCGUGGGCUCCAACUGCCAUCCAUUCUUCAAGUUCUGCCACUUCGUGAGCUGCUACUUGGACUUCAGCAACUUGGCCGGCUCGUAUGUGUACAAGGCCGGGGAUCCCACCUCGUCCUGCGACGACUGGGGCGUCGUUAGCUCCGAUAAGUACGCGAAUCUCUGCAAGAACAGCGGCGAGAUUUUCCAGCACGAUCACGGCGACCGGGUCGAGUGAAAGUCCGGUGGUGAGGUGUUUAGUAUAUUCGUACAUUUAUAUAUGUUUUUCAAGCACAGGAGUCCGACUUAGAAAACCUCCCAGAACCCGAAAUACAAUCCUUACAUUUCCCACGA
Molecule: messenger RNA, 1006 nt
Organism: Drosophila erecta
Lineage: Eukaryota; Metazoa; Arthropoda; Insecta; Diptera; Drosophilidae
Exons: 5
Coding region: 69-890 (273 amino acids)
Source: RefSeq, a predicted model, not a curated record